AGACAGAACCGGUACCGAGUCAGUUGCAUCUGGAGAGGAACCGGUUGGUUCUGACCUGUAUGGCCGAGGGUAGCUGGCCUCUGGAAUUUAAAUGGAUCCACAAUGACACAGAGAUCACUCAUUUCUCACUGGAGUACAGGUAUUUGAUACCAUCUCUGGACAGAUCGCACGCUGGCUUCUAUAGGUGUAUUGUGAGGAACAGAGUUGGAGCGUUGUUACAGAGGAGAACCGAAGUACAAGUGGCAUACAUGGGAAGUUUUGAGGAAGGGGAACGAGUCCAAGCCAUAUCCCAAGGAGAGGGAGCAGUCAUACCAGCACCACACAUACACUGUUUCCCACAGCCACAGGUUACAUGGUUCAGAGAUGGACGCAAAAUCCCUCCCAGCAGUCGGAUAGCCAUCACCCUGGACAAUACACUGGUCAUCCUGUCCACAGUGGCCCCAGAUGCUGGAAGAUACUACGUACAAGCUGUAAAUGACAAGAAUGGAGAAAACAAGACUGGCCAGCCCAUAACACUGUCUGUAGAAAAUGUUGGUGGUCCUGCAGACCCCAUUGCUCCUACCAUUGUGAUCCCACCAAGAAAUACCAGCGUUAUCUCAGGAACCUCUGAGGUCACCAUGGAGUGUGUGGCCAAUGCAAGGCCAUUAAUAAAGUUGAGUAUCAGUUGGAAGAAGGAUGGUAUUCUGGUGAGGAGUGGACUGAGUGAUUUUAACCGUAGACUGACAAUUUUGGGUCCAGUGGUCAGUGACUCUGGCUUCUACGAGUGUGAAGCUGUUCUCCGUAGCAGCAGCGUUCCCUCUGUCAGCGCUGGAGCGUACCUUCAUGUGCUCGAACCGCCUCAGUUUGUUAAGGAACCAGACAAACACAUCACAGCUGAGAUGGAGAAAGUUGUGGAUAUACCCUGCCAGGCCAAAGGAGUCCCUCAGCCUGAUAUUGUAUGGUAUAAGGAUGCAGUUUCCAUCAGUCCAGUGAAGACCCCACGCUACAGAGUGCUGGCAGGGGGCAGCCUGCAGGUGAACGGCCUUCUGCCUGAUGACACCGGAAUGUUCCAGUGUUUUGCCCGCAAUCAGGCGGGAGAGGUUCAGACCAACACCUACCUUGCUGUUACAAGCAUUGCCCCAAACAUCACGGCCGGCCCUUCAGACAGCACUGUGAUUGAUGGGAUGUCAGUCAUUCUGCACUGCGAGACCUCAGGAGCACCCCGACCUGCAAUCACCUGGCAAAAAGGAGAGCGUGUGCUGGCGAGCGGCUCAGUUCAGCUUCCACGGUUUACUCUCCUUGAGUCAGGAAGUUUACUCAUAAGCCCCUCCCACAUAUCAGAUGCUGGCACCUACACUUGCAUGGCCAGCAACUCGCGUGGCAUAGAUGAGGCAUCGGCCGACCUUGUGGUCUGGGCACGUACGCGCAUCACUAAUCCUCCUCAGGACCAGAGUGUCAUCAAAGGAACAAAAGCCACCAUGACCUGCGGUGUGACGCAUGAUCCCAGUGUUUCAGUCAGGUUUGUUUGGGAGAAAGAUGGUCAGUUGAUCAUCGCUCAGUCUGUACCUCGACUGCGACUAGAUGUGAACGGAACACUGCACAUCACUCAGACCUGGUCAGGUGACAUCGGCACAUACACCUGCAGAGUGACAUCAGUGGGUGGCAAUGACUCCCGCAGUGCACAUCUACGUGUGAGGCAGUUGCCCCAUGCCCCUGAGAACCCCACUGCUGUGUUAAGUGCAACAGAAAAGAGAGCCAUAAACCUGACCUGGGCCAAACCUUUUGAUGGGAACAGCCCUCUCAUCCGCUACAUUCUGGAAGUGUCUGAAAACAAUGCUCCUUGGACUGUCCUAUUGGCCAACAUCGAGCCUGAGGUGACCGCAGUAACAGUAAACGGUCUGAUCCCUGCACGCUCGUACCAGUUCCGCCUGUGUGCCAUCAAUGAUGUUGGCAAAGGCCAGUUCAGCAAGGAGACUGACCGAGUGUCUCUUCCAGAGGAGCCGCCCAGUGCUCCCCCUCAGAAUGUCAUUGCCAGUGGACGCACCAACCAGUCGAUCAUGAUUCAGUGGCAGCCACCUCCAGAAAGUCACCAAAAUGGCAUCUUGAGGGGAUAUAUCAUCCGGUAUCGUCUGACUGGUCUGCCUGUGGAUAUCCAGUAUAAAAAUAUCUCCAACCCUGAUGUCACUAACCUGCUGUUAGAGGAUCUAAUCAUCUGGACUAACUAUGAGAUUGAAGUGGCAGCAUAUAAUGGAGCUGGAUUGGGCGUUUACUGCCAUAAGGUUACAGAGUGGACCCUCCAGGGAGUUCCCACCAUUGCUCCAGGUAACGUGAAAGCAGAGCCUGUCAACUCCACCACAGUCCGGUUCACUUGGACAGCCCCGAAUCCGCAGUUCAUCAACGGUAUCAACCAGGGCUACAAGCUGUUGGCAUGGGAACCAGGAAAGGAAGAUGAGAUGACAAUAGUGACAGUUCGGCCAAACUUUCAGGACAGCGUGCACGUGGGCCACGUAAACGGCCUGAAGAAAUUCUCUGAGUACUUCACCUCCGUUCUCUGCUUCACCACACCAGGAGACGGGCCACGCAGUCCACCACGAAGACUGCGUACACAUGAAGACACCCCUGGUGCUGUCGGACACCUGAGCUUCACAGAGAUUCUCGACACUUCGCUUAAAGUGAGCUGGAGAGAUCCCAAUGAGAAAAAUGGUGUUCUGACAGGGUAUCGUGUAUCAUGGGAGGAGUACAAUCGUACUAACACACGGGUCACACACUACCUGCCUAAUGUUACUCUGGAGUACAGAGUUACUGGACUGACAGCACUCACCACAUACACCAUUGAGGUGGCUGGAAUGACCUCCAAGGGUCAGGGUCAACUAUCAUCUUCAACCAUCUCCUCAGGUGUACCACCAGAGCUUCCUGGCCCUCCCACAAACCUGGCCAUCUCAAACAUUGGCCCUCGCUCAGUAACCCUGCAAUUCAAGCCAGGAUACGAUGGCAAGACCUCAAUUUCUCGCUGGCAGGUCGAGGCCCAGGUUGGUGUAGUGGGUGAGAACGAGGAUUGGGUGAUGGUCCAUCAGCUGGCCAAUGAACAUGAUGCUCGCUCUUUGGAGGUCACCGGCCUCAAUCCCUAUACUUUCUAUAGGUUCCGAAUGCGCCAGGUGAACAUUGUAGGCACAAGUCCACCCAGCCAGCCUUCCAGAAAGAUCCAGACCCUGCAGGCUCCUCCUGAUAUGGCCCCAGCCAACGUAACCUUGCGGACAGCCAGCGAAACCAGCCUCUGGCUUAGAUGGGUGCCUCUUCCUGAAUGGGAGUAUAAUGGGAACCCAGAUUCUGUGGGCUACCGUGUGCAGUACAGCAGGACUGGAGCCCAGUCUAAAGUUCUUCUUCAAGUCAUUACAGACCGCUUAGAGAGAGAGUUUACCAUCGAGGACCUGGAGGAGUGGACAGAGUAUGAGGUCAGAGUUCAGGCCAUCAAUGGCAUCGGAGCGGGACCCUGGAGUCAGCCUGUACGGGGAAGAACCAGAGAGUCCGUCCCCUCCUGUGGGCCUACAAAUGUUUCUGCAUUUGCCACCACAUCCAGCAGCAUUCUGGUCCGCUGGUUUGAAGUUCCUGAACCUGACAGAAAUGGACUCAUCCUGGGCUAUAAGGUGGUGUAUAAGGAAAAGGACUCUGACUCUCCUCUUCAGUUUUGGAUGGUGGAGGGAAAUGCCACCCAUAGUGUUCAGCUAAACGGACUGGGGAAGUAUGUUCUGUAUGAAAUCCAGGUCUUAGCUUUCACCCGCAUUGGAGAUGGCCGACCCAGCUCCCCGCCGAUCCUGGAGCGCACGCUUGAUGAUGUGCCCGGGACACCUGUGGUCAUUUUAUUUCCUGAAGUUCGCACCACUUCAGUCAGACUCAUCUGGCAGCCACCCUCUCAGCCCAAUGGCAUCAUACUGGCCUAUCAGAUCACUUACCGCCUAAACUCCACUAAUAGCAACACAGCCACAUUUGACGUGUUGAACUCCAGUGCACGACAGUAUACAGUCACAGGGCUGAGACCGGAAUCUGUCUACGUGUUCCGUAUCAGAGCGCAGACACGCAAGGGAUGGGGAGAAGCUGCUGAGGCUUUGGUGGUCACCACAGAGAAGAGAGCUCGACCUCAGCCCACCAGCCGUCCCACGGUGCCCCAGGAAAACGUACAGGCACGCAGCGUGCUGCUGUCAUGGGAACCAGGCAGCGAUGGUUUAUCUCCGGUUCGGUACUAUACCGUUCAAGUCAGAGAGCUGCCUCAGAAGAAUUGGACAGUCCAUUCUGCAUCUGUUAGCCACGAGUCCAGUUCCUACAUCGUAGACAGACUGAAGCCGUUCACCUCCUAUCAGUUCAAAGUGAAAGCUACUAAUGAUAUUGGAGACAGUGAUUACAGUGAAGAGAGUGAAGCUAUCACUACACUACAGGAUGCCCCAGAUGAAGCUCCAACCAUCCUCACUGUCAAACCAUACACCACAACCUCAGUUCUGAUUUGCUGGCAGCCCCCUCCUGAAGAAAAAAUCAAUGGAAUUAUUUUGGGAUUCCGAAUCCGAUAUCGGGAGCUGCUUUAUGACCGGCUCCGAAGUUACAGCGUUCACACUGUCAAUGGAGCUUCAACUGGCUGGGCAGAACUCACCUCCCCCUACAGCAUACGGAACAUCAGCGAAUCCUCCCUUACUCAGUACGAACUGGAAAAUCUUAUGAAACACAAGCGCUAUGAGAUCAGAAUGAGUGUGUACAAUGCUGUGGGUGAGGGACCAACCAGCUCACCACAGGAAGUCUUUGUGGGAGAAGCGGUUCCAACUGCCCCACCUCUAAAUGUGGUCAUCCAAUCAGCUACUGCCACGCAAUUUGAUGUAACGUGGGACCCGCCUCCGCUGGAGACUCAGAAUGGAGAUAUUCAGGGUUAUAAGAUCUUCUUUUGGGAAUAUCAACGGAAAAAUGAGACGGAGAAACUGCGUACUCUCUUCCUGCCUGAGGGAGGAGUAAAGCUCAAGAAUCUAACGGGCUACACCACCUACAUGAUCAGUGUCGCUGCUUUCAAUGCAGCCGGGGAUGGACCACGCUGCCCACCGACCAGAGGAAGAACUCAACAAGCUGCUCCCAGUGCUCCCAGUUUGAUCCUUUUCAGUGAGCUCACCACCACCUCUGUCAACGUGUCCUGGGGCAAGCCUGUUUUCCCUAAUGGUAUCAUUGAGGGCUACAGACUCAUCUACAAACCCUGCAUGCCUGUUGAUGGCGUUAGUAAGAUCGUGACGGUGGACGUGAAGGGGAACGCACCCCUGUGGCUGAAAAUCAAAGAUCUGGCUGAUGGAGUCACGUACAACUUCCGCAUCCAUGCCAAAACCUUCACCUACGGUCCAGAGGUGGAGGCCAACAUCACCACAGGACCUGGAGAUGGAGCACCGGGCCCCCCUGGUGAACCCUUCAUCUCUCGAUAUGGCUCCGCCCUGACCAUCCACUGGGCCAAUGGGGAUCCCGGGCGGGCACCUAUCACACGCUAUGUUAUUGAGGCCAGACCCUCAGAUGAAGGUUUAUGGGAUAUUUUAAUCAAAGACAUCCCCAAAGAAGUGACAUCAUACACCUUCAACAUGGACAUCUUGAAACAGGGAGUCAGCUAUGAUUUCCGGGUGAUUGGGGUGAAUGACUAUGGAUACGGGUCUCCAAGUCAGCCUUCACCAUCGAUAUCAGCCCAAAAAGUGGCUCCAUUCUAUGAGGAAUGGUGGUUUCUGGUGGUGGUGGCUCUGGUUGGCCUCAUUUUCAUCCUGCUGCUUGUUUUCAUUCUAAUCAUCAGAGGCCAGAGCAAGAAAUAUGCCAAGAAAUCUGACUCAGGAAACAACUCCAACUGUAACGCACUGACACAUGGAGAGAUGGUCAGCCUGGAUGAGAGCCGCUUUCCCGCCCUAGAGCUAAACAACCGAAGACUGUCAGUCAAAAAUUCUUUCUGCCGCAAAAAUGGCGUCUAUACCAGGUCUCCACCUCGACCCAGUCCAGGCAGUCUUAACUACUCUGAUGAGGAUGUCAGCACCAAGUACAAUGACCUGAUCCCAGCAGAGAGCAGCAGUCUCACAGAGAAGCCUUCUGAGAUCUCAGAUUCACAGGAGGCGCUUGUUUUCUCCUUUAAGACUGGGGGCCUCCAUCAUACUCUUCCAACUCAAGGGGGCAGCGACAGCGAAUAUGAGGUGGAUCCUAACCGGCAGAAGACUCAUUCGUUCGUUAACCACUACAUCAGCGACCCCACCUACUACAACUCCUGGCGUAGGCAGCAGAAGGGAAUAUCUCGAGUACAGGCCUACAACUACACUGAAUCAGAGUCUGGAGAUCCCAAACCCAGUGCCCCUCCACCACCUCUGCCCCCUCUACCCCCAUUCCCCCCACAGCUAAGUUCACCAACACCCCAGAGCCAGUCCCAGACUGGCACCCUCUUCAGACCCAAGGGCAGCCGAACUCCUACUCCCUCCCAGCAGAGCUCAAACCCGCCAAGUCAGCAUGGCACACUUUAUCGUCCCCCGAGCAGUUUGGCCCCUGGCUCAAGGGCCCCAAUUGCUGGCUUCUCAUCAUUUGUUUAAUAGAAUGAAAAUAUAUGUACAGAGGAAUAAAAUAUGAAGGCAGAAAGAUCUUCUACUUUUCCAAAGCCUGGUCAAACGUAUGUAGAAGUAUGACAGCAAAUAUCAACCCUGGAUCUGUUGCGCAACGUCAUUGCAAGCUUAUUUUUAUUUUUAUACUCUUUAUUUGGUCUCAGAAUUGCACACAGAUGCCAGAGGUGUAUUUGCUCUUUGGUUUCUUUGCUUGUGUGUGUUGCUUUCAGUGUAUGUUGCUUCAUAUGAAAGACAAUCACUUGAAAAGACAAGCAAUGAGAAAAGUGAGCUUUUUUGUUUAAGUUGGGGUUUGUUUGUGCUGCACGUGAAACUGCAUGGCUUGAUUACUUUUUCAAAUUAAUUUAGUUUUUCAUCUUGUUUUAAUUUUUUUAAUUUUAAUUUUUUACUAUAAUUAUUUGUUUAUUUUGUUCCAUAUUAUACAGUUAAACACAAUCAAAGUAAGUUACAUAUGCUGGACAAGAGCACCAACACAUGAAAAAUUAAUAAAUAAUAGGGCCUGUCUAAGGUGAAAAUAUUGUGUUGUAUCUUAGCACUUAACGUAACGGUGUUUGGGACAUCAAGAAAAAAGCAAAACUUUAAAAAAUUAUUUUGACUCCUUACGCUUUUGACAAAGUACUUGGGUGAGAAGGAAAAGUUACAAAGUUCAUUCUGAUCAAGCGACUAAGAGACUGUGAUCUGAUGAAGACUUGCCAGCACUUAGAACAUGUAAGAGUUGGAAGGCCAGCAUAAUCUAUUGAUGUGACAGGUACAUUUUCACCAGUGCUUUAAAAAGGCCACGGGUCAAAUUAAGUGCUUCAUGCUAAAUAGUUUUUUGAAUGUUUUUCCAGAGGGGAAAUGUGCAUUGUGUUUGUAAAGUUGAUGAUAGGAGCUCAAGUAUAUUUCCCAUGUGAAACUGAUGGGUCAAAGGCCAAAUAUGUAAAAGCCUCAUUUAGUGUUAUACUAUUAUACUUUUGCUCUGGAUCAAGCAUUCAGAGUUAUUAAUGUCAGCAUUAGGUGUGUUGAGGGCGUGUCAUUUGUUGCUCCUUUUGAUUUGACUCUAUGAUGUCAUCCUGAGCUUUAGGUCGUAUUUCCCCUGUACAAAUGUUACCGUCGGACACAAAAAUAAACAGCAGAGAUUAUUCUUUUUCCAGCAUUUCAAGCAGUGCUGGACUUCAAAUGCCUAGCGAAAAGUUUCUAUUCUCACACUUCUUCAUUACGGAGAUCUUUCAAAGACAUUUACCACUACCAAGUCAUCUUUGCCGUUAAUGGCUUUACUACAUGGAAGCUCUGAUUAUCUGGCAAGAUAUUAUGUCAUAGCUGAUAACAUUUCAAAGAUUGUGCAACCAAGCAAAUGUAUUUUACCUGUGUACUUUGGACCACAUGGAUAAUUCACCACUUUGCUUUGGCACGGAUAUUUAAAGUUUCAGAAGAUAAAAGAAAACGGACUAAGGGACCUGACAUGAAGCCAGCAGAGAACAAAAUGGCACUUGCACAGCUUAUUUUUGUGGUUUAAUGAUGUCGUUUGCUCUUUCUUUUCUGUGAAGUGAUGUUACUGUGUGUACUGUAUAAACAAGGCCAAUCACAUGCUCAGUCUGCCUGAA
Xyrauchen texanus (razorback sucker) is the source of this 8161-nucleotide messenger RNA. RefSeq names its product protein sidekick-2-like. NCBI's taxonomy places the organism in Eukaryota, Metazoa, Chordata, Actinopteri, Cypriniformes, Catostomidae. The record is from RefSeq and is a predicted model, not a curated record. The transcript is spliced from 45 exons. Gene Ontology annotation, molecular function: protein binding. The coding region runs from base 60 to 6551 and encodes 2163 amino acids.